AUGACCGUGACAUACACCAACCGCGUGGCUGACGCCCGCCUGGGCACCUUCUCACAGCUCCUGCUCCAAUGGAAAGGAAGUAUCUACAAACUUCUCUACUCCGAGUUCCUUAUUUUCAUCUCCCUCUACUUCACCAUCAGUCUUGUCUACAGGCUGAUCCUAAGCGAGAGCCAAAGGCUGAUGUUUGAGAAGCUGGCACUCUACUGCAACAGCUACGCCGAGCUGAUCCCCGUGUCCUUUGUGCUGGGUUUCUACGUGGCUCUGGUGGUGUCCCGCUGGUGGGCUCAGUACGAGAGCAUCCCGUGGCCCGACCGCAUCAUGAACUUGGUCUCCUGCAACGUGGAUGGGGAGGAUGAGUACGGGCGGCUCCUGCGUCGCACCCUCAUGCGCUACAGCAACCUGUGCAGCGUGCUGAUCCUGCGCUCCGUCAGCACCGCCGUCUACAAGCGCUUCCCCAGCAUGGAGCACGUCGUGAGGGCAGGCCUAAUGACUCCUGAAGAGCACAAGAAGUUUGAAAGCUUGAAUUCCCCCCACAACAAGUUUUGGAUCCCAUGCGUGUGGUUCUCCAAUCUGGCCGUGAAGGCAAGGAACGAGGGCAGGAUCCGGGACAGCGUGCUGCUCCAAGGCAUCCUGAACGAGCUCAACACCUUGCGCAGCCAGUGCGGGCGACUCUACGGGUACGACUGGAUCAGCAUCCCCCUGGUCUACACUCAGGUGGUGACCGUGGCUGUUUACAGCUUCUUCCUGGCCUGUCUGAUCGGGCGCCAGUUCCUGGAUCCGGAAAAAGCAUACCCUGGCCAUGAACUGGACCUCUUCGUGCCCGUCUUCACAUUUUUGCAGUUCUUCUUCUAUGCUGGCUGGUUAAAGGUGGCCGAACAACUCAUCAACCCUUUUGGCGAGGACGAUGACGACUUUGAAACCAAUUGGCUCAUUGACAGGAACCUGCAGGUCUCCCUUAUGGCAGUGGACGAGAUGCAUCAGGAUUUACCCAUCCUGGAGAAGGACCUGUACUGGAACGAGCCCGAUCCUCAGCCACCCUACACCGCAGCCACCGCCGAGUACAAGCGCCCGUCCUUCCUCGGCUCGACUUUUGAUAUCAGCAUGCAGAAAGAAGAGAUGGAAUUCCAACCCCUGGAGCAAAUUAAAGAGAACGAGGAGGCCAACCACUCCACACCCUUACUGGGACACCUGGGCCGCCUCCUCGGUGUCCAGUCACCGAGCUUCUCCAGGUCCUCCUCCCGGAUGAACCUGUUGCGCAGGCGAGGAGACCCCACGUCCCCCUUCUCCCAUUAUACGUACCAAGACAUGGGCAAGUCUGGAAGCCCUUGCAGCAUCAACCAGCCGAGGGGAGACUCCAGCUCGCAGGAACAGUGGGACAGUGAAGAAGGAAAACUGAGGGAGUUCGACGCCUUCAUGUCAACCCCAUUUUAUGAGAGACCUGGUUUCUACAGCGCUCCGCAGACACCCAUCAGCUCUAUCCCCAUGAUUUUCCCUUCCAGACGCCAAGGCCGCAAGAAGCCUCCUGCGCUCUCCAGCAUCGCUGCGUGCUCGACCUCUCUUAGGGACGUCAUCGUCAACUCCUCACCUUCCAGAGCCAGCGACGUGUAUAAGAGUCAGAGCUCCCUUGGCUCAGCAGCAAAGGAAACGUUCAUUUGGCCAACGGAUCGGAGCAGAGGUCCCACCGACUCGCUGGCUGUAACAGUAGAAGAGAAGAGCAACUCUAACAAUAGAAGCAGAGAAGCUGCCACCACGGGAAGUCCCGGAGCUCAGUCCACAGCAUCGGAGAGCCCGAAAUUCCGCUUCUCAGCCGAGUCCCCAGACCACGAGAAGCAGGGUAGCUUCAAGAGCCUGAAGAGCCUGAAAGCUUCCCACCCACCGUGGCUGACCCUGGAGAACACAGCCUCAGCCACUCCCAAUUCAGAGCAUUCAAGCGCUUUUCAAACCCCCAGCAACAAAACCCCUGGAGGCAGCACCUCCCUCUGCUUCUCCUUCACUCCUGUCACAUCUCCCGUGCUGGAGAGAUCCCGCAUGGGGAACGCAGGCCCUGAAGCUCGCAGCUUAAGUUUAGAAGACGCAGCCAGUGCUCCAGAUCAGCAUCCGGCAGACGUUCCCAGGAACGCGAGAGAUGCUGGAAAUGGAAGCGCUAAUACUCCCCCUACAAAAGAGCCAAAAAGAGCAGAAAGUCCAUCCCCCAAUGACUCUGGCAUCUCUCUAGCCGAAGGCGACUACGUGGGGCUGAUGGAGGUGAUCAUGGAGACCAGCGAAAGCGCGUGCGAAGAGCAGAUGGAUCAGUAA
This is a messenger RNA of Apaloderma vittatum (bar-tailed trogon), 2295 nucleotides long. Its product is annotated as bestrophin-1-like. The transcript is spliced from 9 exons. The record is from RefSeq and is a predicted model, not a curated record. Gene Ontology annotation, molecular function: chloride channel activity. Bases 1 to 2295 code for a protein of 764 amino acids. NCBI's taxonomy places the organism in Eukaryota, Metazoa, Chordata, Aves, Trogoniformes, Trogonidae.